AUGGCUGCUGAUAGCGUCAGGCAGAGAGUGACCAAAACAGAAGACAACGAGGAGAAUGUGGAAAAAAUAGUCGAAAGCGAAGAUGGAAAGAGAAAUUUUAAUGUUUGGGCAGCGGCUGCGCAGUUUUUGGUCGGACUACUGAUCGUUGUUGGCUCGAUUUACAGUCAACUUGAUACUCAACUAGUGAAACCGAAACCAAUUGAUCAAGUUGACAAAGAUUUCGUCAAUCACCUCCAUGCGCACAUUUACCUCGAAACCGCUGUUGGAAAUGCUCUCGAGCCAAAUGGCGACUUCUGGAUCCGCCGUGAAGAACUCAUCAACUCGGCCCGUCCCUCAGCUAGAAACUGCCUCGCCAAAGUUCCCGGUCAUUUGAUCAUCGAUGAUUUGCUCAUGGACGAUGUAAAGAAUCAAGUCUUGCAGAUCGCACUUUACAUGCUCGAUCAUGUCGGGAAGAAGGGAAAAGACCAUCGAACGAUUUGGGAUCUGUACUUCAAUACCCUCACGUAUCCAGGAUGGGACAAGAUGAUUUACAAAGGAUCAGACGACGAAAGAGAGCACCUGCAAAGACGGCCUAAGCUGGAAAAAUCUGAACCAGGCGAGGAAAAUUCUCCAGAAGCAAAAAAGAAAUGGGAUGAAUUCAAGAAAAAGGAGACCGAGUGGGUCGAAGAAAAACGAUCUUAUGAAGGCAAACCAGGAUCGGCCAUUGACAUUUUUGGUCACAUGAAGCACGAGGAAGGAGUCGUCGGAGCUGCCAUCUGGUCCCCUAGUCUUUACGAUCACGCCAUUCCAGCGCUCAUGCAAAAUAUUCCGCAUGCCCUCAUCAAGACCUUCAAAGGCAACGGCGAUUUUUACUUCACAUGGCCACUUCCUUUUGUCAUGCACCACGCAGCCGAAGAAGACGAAGAACCGGCUUACACCAAGCCAGUCGUCCUUGGCUCUGGUUCUUCCUUGAAGAAACAGAAAAAAUCUCGACUUCCUCAUGUUGAUUACGCUGUUGUUUGGUUCCUGUCCGACUCUCACAAAGGCGGGAAUUUACUUCUUUCUAAUCCAGUCACUGGGAAGAAUAUCACUAUCGAAGCAAGACACAACCGAGCAGUCAUGUUUACCACUGGCUCAGAGAACGUCAUGAAUUGGCAGAAAGUCACAGAAGGAAAACUCGUCUACAUGAUGUUCCAUUUUUCCUGUGAACAAAGAUACGACAUGUCUUCAAAUGGCAAACAGAGCGCGUUUCUUCCAUACGGACAUCUCAGAGCUCCAGAAACAGGUGUUCAACAAAUCUUUGUCGAUCUUGAUCGAGGUCUCAAUUUCGGCCUGGACGAUCCAAGAUACAAGUCCCCUGAGGAAAUUGCAGCGAUGGACGUCAAGCCACUUGUUGAUUCAACAGGAGAAAUCGACGAAUCCGUUGUCAGAGAAGAAGAAGAUGAUGACGAGGAAAUUGUUAUUGAUGCUAUUGAAGGAUAG
Messenger RNA from Oikopleura dioica, 1461 nucleotides. Lineage: Eukaryota; Metazoa; Chordata; Appendicularia; Copelata; Oikopleuridae. The record is from the annotation of a GenBank genome assembly.